Messenger RNA from Mesorhabditis belari, 690 nucleotides. NCBI's taxonomy places the organism in Eukaryota, Metazoa, Nematoda, Chromadorea, Rhabditida, Rhabditidae. The record is from the annotation of a GenBank genome assembly.
AUGGGUGAUGAUUUUGAAGUUUGCCCUCCACGAAGUAAGAGGUUGAAGACUGAUGUCGAAAAUACAGAUAAACGGGUACUUUACGUCGUGCUCGAACAGUGUUCAUUGGAGUCGGCAAAGAUUGGCAAAGACUACGUUCUGCUUGCAAGUGAAAAGCAUGCCAACUUUCUUCUAAAAAAUAAAAAAGACCCUGCAACUUACAGACCUGAUAUUGUGCAUCAGUGUUUGCUGAAUCUUCUUGAUUCUCCAUUGAAUCGAGCCGGAAAACUUCAAGUUUUUAUACACACCGAUAUGAAUGUUCUUAUCGAGGUCAAUCCGCAGUGCAGAAUUCCCCGUACUUACGAUCGAUUUGCUGGUUUAAUGGUUCAACUUUUACACAAGCUGAGUCUUCGAGCAUCCGAUUCUUCACAAAAGCUUUUGAAUGUGAUCAAAAAUCCAGUCUCUGAACAUCUGCCUGUUGGAUGCCGGAAGAUAUUACUCUCUUUUUCCGCUCCAGAUCUAACGAUUCCGAAUAAAAUGGUAGCAACAACGGAAAAUAUGCCGAUCGCUGUUGUUGUUGGAGGAAUUGCAAAGGGAAGAAUUGACACUGAUUAUACAGACACCGAAAUGAAAAUCAGCAAUUAUCCUCUUUCUGCAGCACUUACAUGCGCGAAAAUAACAAGCGGACUUGAAGAAAUUUGGGGAAUUAUG